Blepharisma stoltei is the source of this 252-nucleotide messenger RNA. The record is from the annotation of a GenBank genome assembly. Lineage: Eukaryota; Ciliophora; Heterotrichea; Heterotrichida; Blepharismidae.
AUGGCUGACUAUAUUGAGAAGCUAUUUAAAAGUGCGGGAUUUUCUUUUCUUGCUCCAUCAGAUAAAGAGCUCACAGAGAAGCUGCCUGACAUUGCAUCACGCAAUCCCACAGUUUUUGCAGGUGUAGACGUAUUUUAUGUCGUAAUAUCAAUAAACUUUAAAAGAUGGCUCUUACCUCAAAAUUACAAUCUGAACUAUGCGGAAAUCAAAGCACUUAUGGAAUCUGAUAAUUUGAAAAGAAAAUCAACUUAA